UGGCGUAUGGAUUAUAGUUAGAGUUUAGCUUUAUAUUAAAGAACACUUUUAAUAAUCUUAGAUACAGAGCAAAAAAGCCAUGGAAACCUUCAAGAAAGUCACCAUUUCCCUUUAUUUCCUCUUCGCCCUCUUCAGCUUCUCAGAAUCUUCUAGAUCCAUCCCUCAUCAGCCUCAGCCUCAGCCUCUUGAAUCCUUCAAAAUCAACAAUACCCAGAAUGCAAGGAGCUGUUCGUACACAGUUACAAUAAAAACAAGCUGUUCAUCGCCUGCUUAUACUCGAGACCAUAUCAGUAUUGCAUUUGGGGAUGCAUAUGGGAAUCAGGUAUACGUACCGAGGAUCGAUGAUCCGUCUUCAAGGGCAUUUGAGCGCUGCUCUACAGACAGAUAUGACUUAAGGGGACCGUGCACAUACCAGAUAUGCUACGUGUACCUCUACAGGAGUGGAUACGAUGGAUGGAAAGUGGACAAAGUAACCAUCAGUAGUUAUUCUUCAAAACCCGUUACGUUUAGUUACAACUCGAAGAUCCCCAAUGAUGUUUGGUUUGGAUUUAAUUUCUGCUCUGGGCAUCAAGCUGUGGAAUCUACUGCAGCAAUGUAAAAGAUUGAGUUGAAAAUUCCAAGCUUUUAGUCAGAACUAUGAAUUAAGUAAUGCAAUGUUCUGAGUUAAAUAAAGUGAUGACAUCUUUUGUAGUAAACUAGGAAAUGGAAAUUCCUGAUAGAUCUAGUGAUUUUUCCCCUUUCUUUGCUGGUUUUUAGCUACUGCUGUUAUUAAUUUCAAAAUUCUUGUAUAUUUUACAAGGAUGAUUAACUAAA
Messenger RNA from Benincasa hispida (wax gourd), 813 nucleotides. RefSeq names its product embryo-specific protein ATS3B-like. The record is from RefSeq and is a predicted model, not a curated record. NCBI's taxonomy places the organism in Eukaryota, Viridiplantae, Streptophyta, Magnoliopsida, Cucurbitales, Cucurbitaceae. Gene Ontology annotation, molecular function: protein binding.